AAUCGAGUCCGCGUGAGUCCGCGUAACUCAAACACGGAGACAUAUUUGACUGGUUUUCAUCACAACACUGCUGUCAGCGUCUUUCCAAGAUGUUUUCUUCGAGACAUUUGCUCAAUGCAAGGUGGAGGCACUCUCUGACCCAGCAUUUUUUCACACCUAGAAGGAAUCAUUCGUAUGGUCAAAUUGUCGUGUCUGAAGAAGUCCACGACGCCAUUCAGAACAGGCAUCCUGUAGUCGCACUUGAAAGCACAAUCGUCACGCAUGGAAUGCCUUUUCCUGAAAACCUCAGAACAGCACAAGAGGUUGAAGCACAAGUUCGUACUAACGGUGCCAUCCCUGCCACUGUGGGGAUAUACAAAGGAAAAGUUCAUGUUGGGACACGUCAUGCGCUUCUCGAAUCACUGGCCAGGGAGAGCGCCGACUGCACAAAAGUGUCGCGAAGAGACCUCCCAGUUGUACUUGCAAAGGGCCUGAACGGAGGGACGACAGUCUCUGCUACGAUGGCAAUUUGUCACAAAGUCGGGAUUCCCAUCUUCGUCACAGGAGGCAUCGGAGGCGUCCACAGGGGAGGAGAAUGCACGUUAGACAUCAGUGCGGACUUGACUGAGCUGGGCAGAACGCCCAUUACUGUCGUCUCUGCUGGUAUCAAAUCGAUCCUCGACAUCGGACGUACCCUGGAGUUCCUGGAGACACAGGGAGUGUGCGUUAUGACAUAUGGCCGUGAAAGGGAGUUCCCGUCAUUUUUUACGUCUCGAAGUGGACACCAGUCCCCCUGGAACGUGAAGGACCCGGAAGAAGCUGCUUCAGUUAUUGUCAACCGGGACUCUCUGCUGCUCAAGUCUGGAGUCUUGAUAGCUGUACCAAUCCCGGAAGAUUCAGAAGCAGAUGGCAGACUUGUGGAGGCAGCUAUCAACUCAGCGCUUGAAGAAGCUCGGGCUGAGGGUAUUGCUGGAAAUGCUGUCACCCCGUACAUUCUCAAGCGCGUCAACGAGCUCACCCACGGUGCAUCUCUACGAGCAAAUAUUGCAUUGAUAAAAAACAACGCGUCCGUGGGUGCUACAAUAGCAGUCGCACUAGCCAGGAGCCAAGGCUCAGGCCAGGAGCACCAAAAAGGAAGUGCUGCGCUGCUGAAGACGCCGUCUAGCUGUGAUGGAAGAGGACAACCAGUUGUCAUUGGUGGGUCAAACGUGGACAUCAUUGCUCAAGUGACAGAAGACAGCGUAAAGUUGGAUGGAAGUACACACGCCGGAAUGGUCCGCCGUGCAUUCGGCGGUGUGGGACGCAACCUGGCCGAUUGCAUGAGUCGACUGCUGGGUUCUCCAGGGGCACUACUGGUAUCUGCCGUUGGAAAAGACGCUCUCGGGGCUGAUCUGCUAGCUAACAACUCUCACAUAGACCUGCGUGGUGUGGCACAGAUACCUCAUUGUCGAACUGCAUCCUAUAUCUGCAUGUUGGACAAUGGUGGCAAUUGCAAAAUAGGCAUUGGUGACAUGCAAAUCCACAAGGAGAUUACUGUACAACAGGUUAAAAGAAACGAGGCCCAUAUUUUGUGUGCUCCAAUGAUUGCACUUGAUGGCAAUAUUCCAACAGAAACAUUAGAUUAUGUGGUCAACAUGUGUCUGGACAAGAAGAUUCCAGUGUGGUACGAACCGACAGAUAUACGCCAGGCCGUGAAACCUUUUCUGCACUCGUCUGACACCUGGAAGGGUCUCUCGUACAUCACGCCGAACUUGCAGGAACUUCGAGUUAUUUACAGACUAGUGGCUGCUGCUGAUGACACCAAUGACGAUGUUGCUUCAGAAACCAUAGCAGAAGCUGUUCUCAUCGACGAAGCUCUUCGCUUGAGUCUUCCCCUGAUGCAUCAUCUGCUCGGUGUUCUGGUUACGAUGGGUCAACACGGUGCCGUGUUCAUUACGAGGAAGCACCUUCAAUCAGAUGAGGUGGAAGCCUUUCAUUAUCCCAUCACAAAGGGCAAUGGAACCAUGUGCAGUGUUUCAGGAGCCGGAGAUUGUCUAGCUGCUGCUGUCAUGUGCGGCCUUUUGGUGGGACUUGACAAGCAUCGUAGCAUGCAGGUGGCUCUGAAAGCGGCCUCCUUGUCGGUGAAGUCGCAUGACACUGUGCCAGACACCAUACAGCCAUCCACCCUGAGCAUGCAGACCAACGAAUGCCUAGUGCCUACCAGACUUACCAUUCCUACGCGUGUCUUGUAACUACCGCUGGAGCAGUUCGAAUGCUGCUUGCUUGCAGAUGCGUUGUCUCUUUGUUUUGUCAUGCAAAGAAUAAUCCACAUUCAUCGAAAUAGAACGAAAAACGUUAUUUUGUA
Messenger RNA from Ornithodoros turicata, 2323 nucleotides. RefSeq lists its product as uncharacterized. Gene Ontology annotation, molecular function: pseudouridylate synthase activity. Bases 90 to 2210 code for a protein of 706 amino acids. The transcript is spliced from 19 exons. The record is from RefSeq and is a predicted model, not a curated record. Lineage: Eukaryota; Metazoa; Arthropoda; Arachnida; Ixodida; Argasidae.